CGGGGCUCGGGGGAGGCGCGCUCGAGCUCUCCCGGCGGCGACGACUACGACGACCAGGAGAGAGGACGGAGGCGGCGCCUGAAGCAGCGGCGGAGCCCAUGCCCCGGGACGGCGGGCGGGCCCGGAGAGACAAGUCCGGGGCCCGGGACAUGUCCCCGGGGCCCCCGUGAAGAGGCGGCGGCGGCGAUGGAGACCCCGCCGCAGGAGGGGCCGCCCGGGCCGGGCACGGACGCCGACGCCGAGGAGGCCCCCGCCGAGGCCCGGUCUCCCAGUCCCGCAUCGUCCCCCGCCGACGGGCGCCUCAAGGCUGCUGCCAAGCGCGUCACGUUCCCCUCCGACGAGGAUAUCGUGUCCGGAGCGGUGGAGCCCAAAGACCCCUGGAGACACGCCCAGAACGUGACCGUGGAUGAGGUCAUUGGGGCCUACAAGCAGGCCUGCCAGAAGCUGAGCUGCAGACAGAUCCCGAAACUCCUCCGGCAGCUCCAGGAGUUCACAGACCUUGGGCACCGCAUCGACUGUCUGGACCUGAAAGGUGAGAAGCUUGACUACAAGGCCUGCGAGGCCCUGGAAGAGGUCUUCAAGAGGCUCCAGUUCAAGGUCGUGGACCUGGAGCAGACAAACCUGGAUGAAGAUGGUGCCUCCGCCCUCUUCGACAUGAUCGAGUACUACGAGUCGGCCACCCACCUCAACAUCUCCUUCAACAAGCACAUCGGCACCCGGGGCUGGCAGGCCGCUGCCCACAUGAUGCGCAAGACCAGCUGUCUGCAGUACCUGGAUGCCCGGAACACGCCCCUCCUGGAGCACUCGGCUCCGUUCGUGGCCCGCGCCCUGCGCAUCCGCAGCAGCCUCGCCGUGCUGCACCUGGAGAACGCCAGCCUGUCGGGGCGACCGCUGAUGCUGCUCGCCACAGCGCUGAAGAUGAACGUGAACCUGAAGGAGCUGUACUUGGCAGACAACAAGCUCAAUGGCCUGCAGGACUCGGCCCAGCUGGGCAACCUCCUCAAGUUCAACUGCUCCCUGCAGAUCCUAGACCUCCGCAACAACCACGUGCUGGACUCAGGUCUGGCCUACAUCUGCGAGGGCCUCAAGGAGCAGAAGAAGGGACUGGAGACCCUGGUGCUGUGGAACAACCAGCUCACGCACACGGGCAUGGCCUUCCUGGGCAUGACGCUGCCGCACACGCAGAGCCUGGAGACGCUGAACCUGGGCCACAACCCCAUUGGGAACGAGGGCGUGCGGAACCUCAAGAACGGCCUCAUCAGCAACCGCAGCGUGCUGCGCCUGGGCCUGACGUCCACCAAGCUCACGUGCGAGGGCGCGGUGGCGGUGGCCGAAUUCAUCGCCGAGAGCCCCCGCCUCCUGAGACUGGACCUUCGGGAAAACGAGAUCAAGACGGGCGGGCUCAUGGCACUGUCAUUGGCCCUCAAGGUGAACCGCUCACUGCUGCGCCUGGACCUCGACCGUGAGCCCAAGAAGGAGGCGGUGAAGAGCUUCAUCGAGACGCAGAAGGCGCUGCUCGCUGAGAUCCAGAACGGCUGCAAGCAGAACUUCAUGCUGGCCCGGGAGCAGGAGGAGAAGGAGCAGCGGCCGCAGCUGUCGGCCUCCAUGCCCGAGAUCACUAUCACCGAGCCCCAGCCCGACGAGGAGCCCGGGGAGGAGCCCGCCGCCAGGGCCCAGGAGAACGGGGCCCCGGGCCCCGGCGCCCGGCCGGACUCGGACUCGGACUCGGACUCUGAGGAGGAGGGUGGGGAGAGGGCCGAGGCCCCCUGCCCCGCCCUGGUGCCCCCCUCGGACUCACUGGGCCCUGGGGACAGGAGCCCCCCAGGCAGCCCCUCCUCCCCCACCGAGCAGCGCAUUUCUGUGUCCAGCCCAGGCCGGGGCCACAAAGUGUUUGUGGUGACUCGGGUGGAGAGUCCCCCUGAGAGGGCAGAGCCCCCUUUGCCACCCACCCCUCCCUGUCCUUCCCCCCCAACUGCCUCAGCCUCCCCGCCUGCCUCACCUACCCUGCCACCAGCCGAGGCCGUCGGCGCUCAGGACCCAGGGCUGUCGGAGCCUCAGUCACAGCCGGAGCCGCCUCAGUCAGGGCCGCCGCUGCCCAACGGCCUAAAGCCCGAGUUUGCCCUCGCACUGCCCCCGGAGCCGCCCCCGGGGCCCGAGGCCAAGGCAGGCAGCUGUGGCCUGGAGCACGAGCUGAGCUGCUCCAAGAACGAGAAGGAGCUCGAGGAGCUGCUUCUGGAAGCCAGUCAGGACUCUGGACAGGAGACACUGUGACACUUUAGUUCCUCCUCCUCCCCUGCUCCCCGACCCUGUCAGUCUUCAAUGAGCUGAGGCCAGAGCCAUGAGAAUCUGCUCGCCGUCACCCCCAGCAUUCCGGAGGCCCAGGCUGCCAGGGGUGUGGGGGCCUUGUGGGGACCCCUGCCCCCCACAGCAACACUACAUGGAGUGCGUCGGCUGCACAGCGUGCCCUCCCCGCCCUGACUUAAGCGCUUCUCUCUCUGUGUCCAGCACUUGAAGGCUCUGGGCUGGGGGGAUGGGAGGAGGAGGUCUCUGAGGACAUUGGCCACCAGGCUGGACGCCUUUUCAAGAGGGCCCAUUUGGCCCGGCUUGCCCUGUGGAGGGCAGGGGUCCUGGGUGGUGGUACCCCGGUGGCCCCAGGCACAGGAGCGGCAGAGGGGUGGUGAGCGGUGGUGGUGUAGAUUCGGAGAGCAGCCCCAGGAGGGGUGCGGGCCGGGGCUGGGGGCGGGGGGCGGGGGAGCUGGGAGCAGAGGACCAGAGCUUUCUUUUUCUUAAGUGCAAUAAAUCUGUCAGGGAGCUGGGGCCCGGAGCAGCCGGGGUUCUGCAGACCCUGCUGUCCAGGCCCCUUGAGGCUGCGCCCUGAGAGGCACUACAACCCGGGGGGCGGCGUGGGU
Suricata suricatta (meerkat) is the source of this 2909-nucleotide messenger RNA. RefSeq names its product protein phosphatase 1 regulatory subunit 37 (gene PPP1R37). The record is from RefSeq and is a predicted model, not a curated record. Lineage: Eukaryota; Metazoa; Chordata; Mammalia; Carnivora; Herpestidae. The coding region runs from base 187 to 2271 and encodes 694 amino acids. Gene Ontology annotation, molecular function: protein binding. The transcript is spliced from 13 exons.